Messenger RNA from Vombatus ursinus (common wombat), 2714 nucleotides. It is a transcript of the gene FAM131C, whose product is annotated as family with sequence similarity 131 member C. NCBI's taxonomy places the organism in Eukaryota, Metazoa, Chordata, Mammalia, Diprotodontia, Vombatidae. The transcript has 11 exons. Bases 1 to 1743 code for a protein of 580 amino acids. The record is from RefSeq and is a predicted model, not a curated record.
AUGAGCGGCCAGCCCAGCCCCGGACGGAAGGAGGACGGCCGCUUGUCGCUCGGACGCUCUGAGGCCGGAGGGCUGGGUCCGAGGAGACCUUGGAGAGUAGGGGAGGGGGAUCGUGAGCGAAAACGCGUCUCUUUGGGGUCCUGCUUCCUGUCCCUCCCACCCAAGGACAGGGACUUGUUUAUCUCGGGCCGCUGGUCACGUCCCCCUCUUCAGUGGAGAUUUCCAGGGGACAGUCCUCGACUCCCCACCUCGGGAGCAGCCGUCCAGCCUCUGAGCUGCAGCUCCCUGGUGUACGGGGUCCCCAGGGGCUCGGGGCCCCAAGCAGGGGGAGGGCUCCAGGGAGGCUGGCAUGGUGCCCAACGCAGCGGGCGUUCUCGGAGGAGAAAGCUGAGGUCACCUCCUCCCUUCAGUGGUUGGACCCCGGGGACCGACGCUGGCAGCCGGACGGGGGCUAGUCCCCUGCCUCGGUCCUGCACAUCAGUCAGUCGAACCAGUCAGUUAUCGAUCAAUCAUGUCUCAUUCAGUCAGAGCAGAUCCCUUAGUCUAAUGCCUGGGCUGUCAGCUGUGUUUUUCCAAUGGCCAGUGACGCGCUCAGCUUGGUCCCAGCUGGGGAAGGAGGAGCCUGUGACUCCACCCAAGGCUGGUUCAUUAACUGAUGUCUCUAUAGCAACCACGGGUGACAUCACAAGCUCCCAAGUCCUGAGGGGGAGAGGGAGGCAGGAGGCAACCAGCUGUAGACUUGGACCCUGGAGAGGAGACACAGGAAUGGGAAACCAGACUGGGAAGGGACCAAGAAGGGCAGCGUGGUGGAAAGAGCCCUCUGUUCUCCCAAGUGAGCAUCUGCCCCGCUGUGCCCAUCCCUGCCCUGGGAAGGACUCACCCCAAGAAUUGUUCACAAGUGCCCACAAGGACUGCUCUGUGCCCAGGGACAUAGAUUGCCCAGCCCCGGACCUCCCUUCCGGCUUCCUUCCCCCUACUGCUCCAGACCAUGUCACCAGCAAGGAAAAACAAAUGGAUUUCUGUUGGGAUCCCUGGCAGAAAUGCUUUCGGACACCCAAUGGCUUUCUGUCUGAGUCCAAGACCUGCUCUAGUAACUACAAUGUGGCCGCCCUAGCCACCUCAUCCCUAGUGGGUGUGGUGCAGAGUAUCAAGGACCACAUCACGAAGCCCACAGCCAUGGCUCGGGGCCGAGUAGCCCACCUGAUCGAGUGGAAAGGCUGGAGCGCCCAGCAGUCAGGCUGGGACCCAUCCCCCGCAGAGGAGGAACAUUACAGCUACCUCCCUGAUGAGCUUCGGGAGGCCCGAUUUGCAGCAGGUGUUGCUGAACAGUUUGCCAUCACUGAGGCCACACUGAGUGCCUGGUCAUCAAUAGAAGAUGAGGAGAUGUGCCAUGGAGAGAGUUCCCAGGAUGUCAUCCCCCUACAGGACCUCGGGAGCAUCUACCUGCAGGACAAUCUCCUGAAUGGGCCCUUGCUGGAGGGGAGCCUCCAGGCCUUCUCCUCCUCACUCUCCUCGUCUCUGCCUGCCCCUGGCCUGCCUGCUGAGAGCUGGGACUCCCCUGAAGAGCUGUCUACAGCGGGACCCUGGCCUCCCAGCCCUGAAAAGCAGCAGCUGUUGCUGCUGCCAGUAGAAGCAGAUGCUGGCGAGGGCCAAGCCCAAACAGAGUCCAGGACCCAGCUCCACAGCUCUCUCCGCUAUGUGGACAGCAGCUCCCUGUCAGAGGAUGAGGUCUUCUAUAACUGAGGCCGGGCCCUAGGCUGGCACUGGGCUGGGCCAGAGAAAGACACCAGUGGGAAGAAGGAGGAUCAGGGGCCCCUCCUUUCUUCACUGACCCCAUUGACCUCCCUGCCCUGAUGCACUUACCAAGGGGUGCCACAUGGGGCCUGCUUGCCCCAUCAGCUGUGGCUCAGGACCACAGGGCAUCAGAGUUUCCAGUGUCUAGAGAUGAGGGUUGCUCCCCUGCAGUGCACGGACUCAUGCCUCUCUUUGGGUCCUCUGACAUCAUGAUGAGAAGGGCAAGUCAGGCACCAGAUAGGCAUGGGGCCAUGGUGGAGUCAUUAAGACUCCUUAGAAAACCAAUUGGUGCCUCAGUUUAUCCCCUUGUUCAAUGGGAGCCAUAUCCCCCCACCCCUUUCCUUUCCCUUUCUGUUUGGAAGGUAAGCUGGCUCAGGAGUCUUCGAGAUGCCCGUUCUUCCCACAGCCUCUGACUUUCUUAGCCCUUCUUUGGGGCCCAGCAGAAUACUGAGCUCUGUGACAUCCAGCAUUGCCCCUGAAAAGUCCCCCUGCCACCUCCUUAGUGGGGGCACGGAGGGCACAGGAAGGUAGCAAGGGAUUGAGUGGGGUGUCUGAACCUCUGGGUUCCAUCCUCAGUCUCCCCCCACAUCUCACACUUCUAUGGGGGGAGAAGCUCUCUCUAACCCCUCAUUCCUUUUAUGCUUCUUCCUGCCCUCCUCCCCCAGCCCUCCUACAAGGUGGUGACUCCCUCCCCUGGCAGCUAAAGGCUGCCCUCUUGUCACUGUGACCAUCUGUCCAUCCUCACACUGUAGCACUUCCUGGGCACCCCAGGGGUUGGCUCCCAAGUUACUGGAGAUCCUUCCCUGAGACGUCCCAACAGGGCCUCCUUGGUGGACAGUCUUCUCUCUCUCCACGCUAUCCCUCCCCUUCCCCUACCCCCAGAUUCUCUGAAGACAUUAAAGUGGUGGAUUUGCCCAGUA